UAUUUUAGCAGCUGACCAAUAUUGAGUGAUGCGUGGGAGCGUGGUGUCACGUGACAUGAUGGGGCGGUGGAAAAGCGCGUGAGGAUUUGCCUCCUCUUCUCAUUAGCAGAUAGACAGGGUAUACUUGGUCAAAAGUGUUAUAUUCAGCAUCACGUGGCCCUCUGUGCCAAUAGGAUUUGGUUCCGCAUAUAAAUACAACCCUAAUGUACUACUUCCCCCACCAAUCCAUCUCAACAACAUUUCAGUACCAAAGGAUCAAGAAGAGUUAGUCCCUCCCAGACAUUCUUUCUUCUCCCUCCUCACUCUUACAAUUGCUUCACCCUUUUCCCUUUUCUCCGCGCUUCAAUUUAAUUUCUGUACUUCUUUCCUCUUCAUCAUUUCCCACUUACCACAAAAAAAAUAAAUAAAAUGAAGCUGCUGUCUACGAAAGCCACAUGCAACUCUCACGGCCAAGAUUCUUCUUACUUCCUAGGAUGGCAAGAAUAUGAGAAGAAUCCUUACGAUGAGGUUAUGAAUCCCGAAGGAAUUAUUCAGAUGGGUCUUGCAGAGAAUCAGCUCUCUUUCGAUCUCAUUGAGUCUUGGCUGGAUAAAAACCCUGACGUGCCUGGAUUCAAAAGCAAUGGCAAAUCCAUAUUCCGAGAGCUUGCUCUCUUCCAGGACUACCAUGGCCUCCCUUCCUUCAAGAAGGAAUUGGUAGACUUCAUGGCAGAGAUUAGAGGAAACAAAGUCACUUUUGAUCCCAACCACAUUGUUCUAACUGCCGGUUCCACGCCAGCAAACGAGACCCUCAUGUUUUGCCUCGCUGAAAAAGGAGAGGCCUUCCUCCUUCCCACUCCUUAUUACCCAGGAUUCGAUAGAGAUCUCAAGUGGCGAACUGGGGUGGAGAUCGUUCCAAUACAAUGCACAAGCUCCAAUAACUUCCAAAUCACUGAACCGGCUUUGCAACAAGCUUAUCAAGACGCCAAGAAGCGUAACCUCAGAGUCAAAGGCGUGUUGGUGACAAACCCUUCCAACCCACUAGGCACUACAAUGUCCCGAAGUGAAUUGAACCUUCUCAUUGACUUCAUCAAGGACAAAAACAUGCAUUUAAUCAGCGACGAGAUUUACUCCGGCACCGUUUACAGCUCCCCAGGCUUCGUGAGCGUCAUGGAAAUCCUUAAGGAGAGAAACGACCUUAAGGAUUGCGAUGUUCCAGUUGGGGACAGAGUUCACGUUGUCUAUAGUCUCUCCAAAGACUUGGGUUUACCAGGAUUCCGUGUGGGAGCCAUCUACUCUGAAAACGAGGUGGUUGUAGGGGCUGCGACGAAAAUGUCAAGCUUUGGCUUGGUUUCAUCACAAACUCAGUACCUCCUCUCCGCCAUGCUGGGUGAUAAGAAGUUCACCAAAAACUACAUCUCUGAGAACCAAAAGAGGCUGAAACGACGUCAGAGAAUGCUCGUUUCGGGCUUACAGAAAGCAGGCAUAAGCUGCCUGAAGACCAACAAUGCGGGCCUUUUUUGCUGGGUUGACAUGAGUCACCUUCUCCAUUCCAACACAUUCGAAGCUGAGAUGGACCUUUGGAAGAAGAUACUCUACGAGGUUCGGUUAAACAUAUCACCAGGCGCGUCUUGCCACUGUACCGAACCUGGAUGGUUUCGCAUGUGCUUCGCCAACAUGUCCGAAGAUACUCUAAACCUAGCCAUGAAACGCUUGAAGGCAUUCGUCGCAGCAGAGUCCAACGACAACGCCUGCAGCAAGAGAACUUCAAGAAGAAAGUCACUCUCCAAUUGGGUUUUCCGGCUAUCCUCUCGUGAUCAUCGUGAACAAGAAGAACGAUAGCCCGGUCGUCAAGUCAACUCUCAACGCAUGCACAAAUACUUAACUUAAUUAUUUUUUCCUCCCCGAAUAUUUUGGUGGAGUUAAAACUACGUCCUUAUUAUUAUUACUAUUAUUAUUUUUUGAAUGGUAAAAUUGUAGAGAGAGAAAGAAGAGCACUCUGUCCAUUUGGAUGUGCAGUGUGAUCUAGUUAGCUACGUACCAUCGUUUGUAUAACUUCCAUCUCAAUCAUUAAUAUAUAUUAUUUUACGUAU
Messenger RNA from Cajanus cajan (pigeon pea), 2069 nucleotides. Its product is annotated as 1-aminocyclopropane-1-carboxylate synthase 3. Gene Ontology annotation, molecular function: 1-aminocyclopropane-1-carboxylate synthase activity; pyridoxal phosphate binding; transaminase activity. NCBI's taxonomy places the organism in Eukaryota, Viridiplantae, Streptophyta, Magnoliopsida, Fabales, Fabaceae. The record is from RefSeq and is a predicted model, not a curated record. Gene Ontology annotation, biological process: amino acid metabolic process; biosynthetic process.